Wyeomyia smithii (pitcher-plant mosquito) is the source of this 2861-nucleotide messenger RNA. Its product is annotated as ATP-binding cassette sub-family F member 1. Gene Ontology annotation, molecular function: ATP hydrolysis activity; ATP binding. The transcript is spliced from 3 exons. Lineage: Eukaryota; Metazoa; Arthropoda; Insecta; Diptera; Culicidae. The record is from RefSeq and is a predicted model, not a curated record. Bases 133 to 2787 code for a protein of 884 amino acids.
CUCACACCGAUGCACAGGUGUCGUGAUUGGUGAUUGGUUCCCUUUCCCACUCCUUUUCUGUUGAAAGUUCACGUUGCUGCCGUCGUCGUGUGCUUAUUGCACCACAUUUCAACAAAAAAAUACCUCAUAACGAUGCCACCCAAAAAGAAGGGCAACAAAAAGAAUCAGGAUUGGGAUUCGGACGAAUCCGAACAGUCCAAACCGGCAGCUGCCACGGGUAAGGCUGGCAAGGCCAAGGGAAAAGCUGCCAACGUGGAUUCCGAUGAGGAAGAAAGACCAGUCAAGACGAAGGCGACUUCGGCUGCUCCCCAAAAAAAGACCAACAAGGGUAAGAAGGGAAAAGGCAAAAAUGACGACUGGAGUGACGACGAUGACGAUAAGGCGAUGCCGACCCGGAAGGGCAAGAUGCCAGUAAAAGGGAAAGCCGAUAGCGAUAGUGAAUCGGAGCGCGAGGCUAAACCGGCUCAGAAGAAAAAACAGCAACAACAGCAGCAGGGAAAGGGAAAGAAGGGUCGGAAGGAUGACGAUUGGUCAGAUCGAGAGGAAAAGGAAAUUAAACUGGACGUUUCGGAUGAAGAUGAGGUGCCAGUGAUGGUUAGCAGCAAAGCAGCUAAGAAAAAGGGUAAGGUUGGGAAGAAGGUUAGCAAGGUUUCCUCAUCUGAAGAAGAGGAGGAAGAUGUUGCAAGUGAAUCGGAAGCGGAGGUAGAACCAGUUCCGGUGCCUGCAGCGAAAGGAAAGAAUUCUAAACCAAAACCAGAGCCGGCUGCUGUUCCGAUUUCGGUUAAAAAGGAAGAAACUUUUGAAGAAAAAACCCCUGAAGUAAAAAUACCGGAAAAAUUACCUAAACCUGUAACGGAGGUCCAACCGAAGGCGGAUGAAGUUGAGCAGCCUGAUGAAGCAACGGAAUUGGCCGAUAAGGUCGAAGAAAUGGCAAUUGGCGAACAGGAGAAGAAGCUCACCCAUAAAGAGAAGAAGAAACUAAAAAAACUGGAGGAGUUCCAAAAACAGGUGGAAGCCAUGACACGAAAGGGCGGCCAGGGGCACUCCGAUUUGGACAGCAACUUUACCAUGUCGCAGGCGCAAAAAAGUGGAAACCAGGCCAAGCAUAUGGACCAUGCGGUGGAUAUUAAGAUCGAAAAUUUCACCAUUUCUGCCAAGGGAAACGAUUUGUUUGUCAAUGCAAAUUUGCUAAUCGCUAACGGACGCCGGUACGGUUUAGUUGGACCCAACGGGCAUGGCAAGACGACGCUGCUUCGACACAUUGCCAAUCGUGUCUUUGCGAUUCCGCCAAGCAUCGAUGUGUUGCUGUGCGAGCAGGAAGUCGUUGCCGACGAAACUUCCGCUGUUGAUACUGUGCUGAAAGCGGACGUAAAACGGAUUGCUUUGCUGGAAGAGUGUAAAAAGCUAGAGGAAGCAGUGGAAUCUGGUAAUUUGGAGCUGCAGGACAAAUUGCAGGAAGUUUACAACGAACUGAAGGCAAUCGGAGCUGAUUCUGCUGAACCGCGUGCGCGUCGUAUUUUGGCUGGUUUGGGUUUCUCUCGAUCGAUGCAAAAUCGGGCAACGAAAGAUUUUUCCGGUGGUUGGCGAAUGCGUGUAUCCCUGGCGAGAGCUCUGUUUCUGGAACCUACCCUGCUUCUGCUUGAUGAACCGACGAAUCACCUGGAUCUGAAUGCUGUCAUUUGGUUGGAUAACUAUCUGCAGGGCUGGAAAAAGACGCUGCUUAUUGUUUCUCACGACCAGAGCUUUUUGGACAAUGUUUGCAACGAAGUUAUUCAUCUGGACAACAAGAAGCUGUACUACUAUAAGGGUAACUAUUCGAUGUUCAAAAAAAUGCAUGUUCAGAAGCGCCGCGAGAUGAUCAAGGAGUACGAAAAGCAGGAGAAGCGAAUCAAGGAAAUGAAAGCGCAUGGGCAAUCGAAAAAAGCGGCCGAGAAGAAGCAGAAGGAGAAUCUCAGUCGUAAGCAGGAAAAGGGUGGCAAAGGGAAGGGCCAGAAAUCGGCCGCUGAUGAGGAAGAAGGACCAGUGGAACUGUUGGCCAAACCGAAAGAUUACAUCGUUAAGUUCAGCUUUCCUGAUCCACCCCCGCUGCAGCCUCCGAUUCUUGGAUUACACAAUGUCACUUUCAACUUCCCCGGGCAAAAGUCGCUGUUCGUUGGAGUGGAAUUCGGUAUCGACAUGAGUAGUCGGGUGGCCAUCGUCGGUCCCAAUGGAGUCGGCAAAUCUACUUUCCUAAAACUGCUGGUCGGUGAUCUGCAGCCCGUCGUUGGUGAGUCGAGGAAAAAUCAUCGUCUUCACAUCGGACGGUUUGACCAGCAUUCCGGCGAACAUUUGACAGCCGAAGAAAGUCCGGCCGAGUAUCUGCAACGUUUGUUCAAUCUGCCCUACGAAAAGUCACGCAAAGCACUGGGAACUUUCGGCCUAGCCAGCCACGCGCACACAAUUAAGAUGAAAGACCUCUCCGGUGGACAAAAGGCUAGGGUGGCCUUGGCUGAACUGUGUCUCAACGCACCGGAUGUUCUAAUUCUGGAUGAACCGACCAACAACCUUGACAUUGAAUCGAUCGAUGCCCUGGCGGAAGCGAUCAACGAAUAUAAGGGAGGUGUUGUAAUUGUGUCCCACGAUGAGCGGCUGAUCCGAGAGACCGAGUGUGCGUUGUACGUUAUCGAGGAUCAAACCAUCAAUGAAAUUGACGGAGAUUUCGAUGACUACCGGAAGGAAGUGUUGGACAGCCUGGGAGAGGUCAUCAACAAUCCUAGUAUAUCAGCUAACGCCGCAGUACAGCAGUAGCAAGGCAGAUUUGUUUCAGCUUGUUUUACUAGAUCUACUUUGUAUAUUAAAAAUAAAAUUUUACCCUAAACCUA